Molecule: messenger RNA, 443 nt
Organism: Racocetra fulgida
Lineage: Eukaryota; Fungi; Glomeromycota; Glomeromycetes; Diversisporales; Gigasporaceae
Source: the annotation of a GenBank genome assembly
CCUAGACAAAGUUUCGUCAGAAGAGAAUAAAAUUUUAAAAAGACAAUUACCAAGAAGGAAAUCAGCCGAAUUAUCUAUUCCCUCCCCAGAAACAAGGCUGCGGGCGCAAAUGACGGUUCAUAUAAGUUUCUAUAAAGAAUUUGAAGAAGAAAUCAGCAAUUUGAUAGAAAAAUUAUUCAAUGAAGUUUUUUUUGUCUGUGAAAUCGUAGCAGGUUCAUCUCUUAUAUUAUGUGCAAAUUACAAUUUGAAUAUUAAGAAAUAUAACUCAAAAAAAACAACUUACCACUUAAUGCAAAGUGAUAGUAGAUCACUUAACGAGACGAAUAGCAGCCACACGACUUCGCCCCAUAAUGCCAUUAUAGGUAAGACCAAAGCUUAUGAGAAUCAGAAGAUGGCGUUAAAAGAGGGCUCACAAGUGCUUCUUGAAGGAAAUUCGCGCGACC